This is a messenger RNA of Miniopterus natalensis, 1389 nucleotides long. NCBI's taxonomy places the organism in Eukaryota, Metazoa, Chordata, Mammalia, Chiroptera, Miniopteridae. The record is from RefSeq and is a predicted model, not a curated record.
UAGCCGGAGAGGACAAGGGCAGGAGGCACCAUGAGUGGGGGCCCUGUGGGAGGCAGGCCUGGGGGCCGCGGAACACAGGCUGCUCAGCAGAACAUACCCUCCACCCUCCUCCAAGACCAUGAGAACCAGCGAGUCUUCGAGAUGCUCGGAAGGAAAUGCUGGACACUGGCCACCACAGUUGUUCAGCUGUACCUGGCGCUGCCCCCUGGAGCUGAGCGUUGGACCAAGGAGCAUUGUGGGGCUGUGUGUUUCGUGAAGGAUAACCCCCAGAAGUCCUACUUCAUCCGCCUCUACAACCUUCAGGCAGGCCUGCUGCUCUGGGAACAGGAACUGUACUCACAGCUGAUUUACUCCACUCCCACCCCCUUCUUCCACACCUUUGCUGGAGAUGACUGCCAAGUGGGGCUGAACUUUGCAGAUGAGAGCGAGGCCCAGGCCUUCCAGGCCCUGGUGCAGGAGAAGAUACAAAAAAGGAAUCAGAGGCAAAGUGGAGACAGACGCCAGCUACCCCCCCCACCAGCACCAGUCAAUGAAGAGAGAAGAGGAGGGCUUCCACCCCUGCCCUCACACCCAGGUGGAGAUCAAGGGGGCCCAGCAGCUGGCCCACUGUCCCUGGGGCUGCUGACAGUGGACAUCCAGAACCCGGACAUCACGAAUUCACGAUACCGUGGACUCCCAGCACCUGGGCCUGGCCCAGCUGAUAAGAAACGCUCAGGGAAGAAAAAGAUCAGAAAGGCUGAUAUUGGUGCACCCAGUGGAUUCAAACAUGUCAGCCACGUGGGGUGGGACCCCCAGAAUGGAUUUGACGUGAACAACCUGGACCCGGAUCUGCGGAGCCUGUUUUCUAGGGCUGGAAUCAGUGAGGCCCAGCUCACUGAUGCUGAGACCUCCAAACUUAUCUAUGACUUCAUUGAGGAUCAGGGCGGGCUGGAAGCUGUGCGGCAGGAGAUGAGGCGGCAGGAGCCGCUUCCACCACCCCCACCGCCAUCCAGAGGAGGGAACCAACCCCCCCGGCCCCCUGCUGUGGGGAGUAACAAGGCUGGGGGUCCGCCUCUGCCACCACCACCACCACCGCCACCACCACCACCACCCCUCUCUGGGAAUGGGCCAGUCCCUCCCCCAGUCCCUCCUACUCUGGGGCCUGUGGGGGGCUCGGCCCCUGCUGGAGGUCGAGGGGCCCUUUUGGAUCAAAUCCGGCAGGGAAUUCAGCUGAACAAGACCCCUGGUGCCUCAGAGAGUUCUGGGCUGCAGCCGCCACCUCAGAGCUCAGAGGGACUGGUGGGUGCCCUGAUGCAUGUAAUGCAGAAGAGAAGCAGAGCCAUCCACUCCUCAGAUGAAGGGGAGGACCAGGCCGGAGAUGACGAUGAGGAUGAUGAAUGGGAUGACUGA